AUGCCAAAGCUGACAUACUCUCCAGUACUUAAAGUGUUCGCUGUCACCCUGGGUCUGCUGGAGACAGGUUUGUACACUGUCAGUGUCACGGGUUGGCCCUCACUUGUCUAUAUCUUCAGGGACGCAGGCUUCCACAUCGACCUCUGCGGAGCUAACUUGACAACGGACGCCAACUGGUCAGUCUCUGGGGAUAGUGGGCAUCAGGGUAGCCCUGGCUGUCCGGAACAGGAGCAGGGUCUAAACCUGGUCUACACUGUGGCUAUAUCGUUACAGGUUGUGCUGCCUGCUCUGGGUUAUUUCUACGACCAUUAUGGUGUGAUCCGCACCCGAGUAUUGUCCAUACUUUUCAACGUUGGUGGAUGCUUCCUCAUUGCCUUUUCUGAACCAGGACUGGAAUGGCUCCUGUAUCCGGGUGCAACCCUCCAUUUCCUGGGGGGUGGGAUGCUAAUGACUACAGACAUGCAGCUAACGUCUUUAUUCCCUGCUAAGAAAUCCUUUAUUGCCACUCUUGUCUCUGGUGCAGCCGACAUGAGCAACUUCAGCUUUGUGUUGGUCAAGUUGGCGUAUGACGCCGGGAUACCGUACCGUCUGUCUUUGAUUGCCAUGGGGUGUGGAACACUUGUCAUUGCCACCGCCACCACCAUUGUGCUGCCACCUCGUGAGUCAAUGUCAGACAAUGACAAGGACAGACAACCGGAUGCCAGUGACAUCAAAUGCUCUGACAGCCGCCUGGUGUCCUGCAGUGAGACGAUCUACGUCAUUUCUCCAGUGGACUCCGAGGUAUCUGCCGAAUCUUCAAGUGGCACAAAAAACAGAGAAGAUGCUGGCUUUUGGGAUAACCCUGCUGUAGAAGUUGAUCCAGAAAUCACAGACGACCCAGGUGGAAUUUUGACAAGUUUCCCACGUGGUGACACAUCACACUUUUCAAACUGUGGCACAUCGAAGAAAAACGCCGAGAUAAGUGGACAAACAGCCCUUGAAAGCGGAAGAGUAGAUAUUGCCUGUAUAACCGGCCAAGCGAGGCCUUCCACAGAAAUGGUCGGCUCAUCUGUUUCCAAGGCGGGCCAGGAUUCUGGCACCAAAAAUGAAAAACGCCUGCCAUUCAGUGUCGUGUUGAAGAGCGCCAUGUUUUGGAUGACACAGCUUUGGUUUUGCGGAAAUUCCUUCUUGAUUGUUUCAUAUUUCGGCAGCUUUAAUGCCAUGAUAGACUUCAGAUCAUACGGGAAUGUUAAUGCAAUCAGCCAUUACACCAAUGUCUUUGGUUAUCUACAGCUUGGUAUCAGCAUGCCUCUGGCCAUAUUUGCCGGCCAUUUGGUCAACAGACUGCACAGUGGCGAGGACAGAAUACACGCUGAACCAAAGACGUUCAUUGGUCCAUUUCUAGUCACGUGUACGUCGGGACUGCUGCUGUGGGUGACAUGCGCAGUGCCGGUAUUGGAGGUCCACUACGUGGCCAUGCUUCUUCACUGUGUACUGCGGACAUUCACGUACGGGGUGCACCUCGCGUUCCUUGUGUUUGCUUUUCCACACGAACAUUUUGGGAAAGUAUUUAGUACUCAGCGGGCCAUAAUGACGGCGGUCACUGCUGUACAGUACAUCAUGUUCUCCUGGCUGAAGAAUGGGCUCAAUAGUGACCCACUUUAUUUCAGUCUAACUUUAUGUGGAAUAGCCUGUGCGACGCUCUGUCUUCCGUUCUAUCUCAUAAGACGCCCGGCCGUGUCGCAGACAUGAAAUGACAUACCUGAUGCUGAGACUGCAUUAUAACAGAUUAUGUUAGUUGUCUCAGAAUAUAAGUUACAUACCUAAUGCUGAGACUGCUUAAUAACAGAUUGUGUUAGUUGUCUCAGAAUAUAAGUGACAUACCUGAUGUUGAGACUACUUAAUAACAGAUUGUGUUAGUUGUCUCAGAAUAGAAAUGACAUACCUAAUACUGAGACUGUUUGACAGCAGAAUGCGUUUGGUGUCUCAGACAAGACGUUACAAAGUCAAUGAUAACGGAGUUGGCUUUGUAGGCAUAUAUUUAGAGACGAUAUAUUUUUACCGAAACGAAUUUGCUGUUCCGAGUUGAUGAGAUAACAGCAACGUUCUUUGGAGUGAAAAUUGUAGUAUUGUUUUCAAACAAACCCCCUCACCCGAACAGCUAUCAACACCUUUUUAUCGCCCAUUUAAUCACAUUAAUCACAUCUCCAAAACAAGCAAAAAUAUAACAAUAAAUAAAUAAAUGUUAAACAAAAAAUAAAAAAGCAUAGUUAAACCGAAAUCUGACAUUCUGUUUUAGUUUACAGCCCAUUCAUCGACUAAAGCGUCUUGGCUAACCGUGCUGGCAGACUGCGUUAAACAUCUCAGACAAGACGUGACAUUGUCGACUUGACUACCUCAAAUCUCACAGGGGGUCUUUAUUUAUUGUCGUAACAGUAUACAUACAGAGGGCACUGUGAUCAGUGGUGCGAUUUGAUGGCGGAUUACGUAAGGUGAUUCAGACAGACAACGGCAUACAUGCCUCAACU
Messenger RNA from Lingula anatina, 2507 nucleotides. RefSeq names its product equilibrative nucleobase transporter 1. NCBI's taxonomy places the organism in Eukaryota, Metazoa, Brachiopoda, Lingulata, Lingulida, Lingulidae. The record is from RefSeq and is a predicted model, not a curated record.